Molecule: messenger RNA, 1191 nt
Organism: Clonostachys rhizophaga
Lineage: Eukaryota; Fungi; Ascomycota; Sordariomycetes; Hypocreales; Bionectriaceae
Source: the annotation of a GenBank genome assembly
AUGACUGUAGGGCCCAAAACUGUGGUAGUACUCGGCGGCUCCUUUGUCGGACUGUCCGCGGUCCGGGAAUUGCUCGCCAAACUACCAAGCACGCACAGAGUGCUCCUGAUUGAACCACACAGCCAUUUACAUUAUCUCUUCGCUUUUCCUAGAUACGCCAUUCUUCCAGGUCAUGAACACAAGGCAUUCGUUCCAUACACUGGGACAUUUUCCGAGGCGUCGGACCCAUCUCAACAUGCUGUUGUGCAAGCCAGAGCAGUGUCCUUAACCGCGAACCAGGUGAUUCUCGAUCGAGAAUGGCAGGGUUCCAAUGUCAUCUCGUUUGAUUAUGCUGUCAUCGCGACAGGCACCCGACUUUCUCCGCCCGGCUCAGUGGAGCAUGAUGAGAAGCCGCAAGGCAUCGAAUACUUCAAGUACCACCAAGACUUAGUCAAAAAGGCUGGUUCGAUUGUCCUCAUUGGCGGUGGCGCGGUUGGUGUUCAAAUGGCCACUGACAUGAAGGAGAUCUAUCCGGACAAGAAAGUGACCCUGGUUCACUCCCGAGACCACCUGAUGCAAGUUUAUCACCACAAGUUGGAUGAAGUGAUCCGAGAUCGUUUCAAAGAGCUUGACAUCGAUGUGAUCACUGGCACACGAGCCGUCCUUCCACCAAAGGGCUUCCCGUCGGACGGUAGCCUUUUCGAUCUGGAGCUCCAGAAUGGCCGCAAGAUUCCCACUAAUCUCGUCAUUCUUGCAACUGGCCAGACGGCGAACAGCCAGUUUCUCAAAGACCUGGAGCCAUCUACCAGUACCUCAAUCUUGAACCCCAAUAAUGGAUUUAUUCGCGUCCAGCCUACUCUACAACUUCAGGAUCCCAAAUAUUCCAACAUAUUCGCGGUUGGCGAUGUAGCAGACACUGGAGCCAGAAAGGCAGCCCGUCCUGGAGUGGAACAGGCGGCGGUGGCUGUCUCAAACAUCGCCUCUAUGAUUGCAGGCAAGGAACCCAACGAACAGAUGGUCCUUGGACGAUUGGCAAUUCAUCUUACUCUAGGAUUACACAAAAAUAUUGUCUUCUUUAAUCCCGACAAGGGCAAAACGGAAGCAGAAGUAAUGUAUCUAGACAAUGGUCUUGCGGACAUGGGUAUCGGGGCCUACAAAGUUUGGGAAGGCCGAGGUCUGACCGUCACGAAGGAGGAAGACUACUAUCUGUAA